This is a messenger RNA of Strongylocentrotus purpuratus (purple sea urchin), 2031 nucleotides long. Its product is annotated as neuronal acetylcholine receptor subunit alpha-10. Gene Ontology annotation, biological process: chemical synaptic transmission; nervous system process; monoatomic ion transmembrane transport. Gene Ontology annotation, cellular component: postsynaptic membrane; synapse; neuron projection. The record is from RefSeq and is a predicted model, not a curated record. The coding region runs from base 169 to 1734 and encodes 521 amino acids. NCBI's taxonomy places the organism in Eukaryota, Metazoa, Echinodermata, Echinoidea, Camarodonta, Strongylocentrotidae. The transcript has 8 exons. Gene Ontology annotation, molecular function: acetylcholine-gated monoatomic cation-selective channel activity; transmembrane signaling receptor activity.
UCUGUGCUGAUGUUUUUGCGCCACACGAAUUUAUUCAAGGCGCCACGAACAAGCGUUUGUGAUAUCCACAUUUUUCAAGCUGAGCUAGUCCACUAAACGCCUUGCAAAUAACUGUUUUAUUGAAGAAAUAGCGUUAAAUGAAGGUGAUUUAGAAGGAGGAAGAGAAGGAUGGACACCUUUAGAUUAAGAUGUGUUCUUUUGGCGGCGGCGAUCAUCUUCGUUUGUACAGUAAAGGUGAGCGACGCCGAGAUGACGAUGUCGAACUCAACGACGAUAAGGCCGUCUUCGAACACGGAAAACCGUCUCAUCGGAAACCUUCUCUCUCAAUACAGUCGUUAUGUGCGCCCAGUCUUCAACGAAUCGACCAUCGUCUACGUGUACUAUCACAUGAGAUUGUCGAGACUUCUUCAAAUGGAUGAACGGAAUCAGAUCCUAAUCACAGCAAUGUGGCUUGAACAGAGCUGGAUAGAUGAAUAUCUUACUUGGGAUCCUAAGGAUUAUGACAACAUUACCGCGGUUUAUAUCCCUACCACAAUGAUCUGGAUUCCCGAUACAGUGCUCUAUGAGAGCGCGGACGUCGAUAAGGAGCUGGGGAAUGACGUCAUGCUGACGAACGCCAAGGUCUUCUCCAACGGGACCGUCUUCUGGCAAGCCCCUGCAAUCUUCAAGAGCUCCUGCAGUCUCAGCGUAACCUACUUUCCAUUCGAUCAGCACAGCUGCAAACUCCAGUUCGGUCCUUGGGCUUAUCUCGGCAACGAAGUCAUCAUGAAAAAGAGAGCAGACUCCGGUGACUUCUCCCAACUGAGCCCCAACGGUCAAUGGCGUCUGCUCGGCAUGCCGGUGGAGGAGAACCUCAUCAAGUACGGCUGUUGCCCCAUCCCCUACUCUGACGUCACCUUCUUCAUCAACCUCAAACGAAAAUCGCUCUUCUACGUCUUUAACCUCAUCUUCCCGACCGUCUUCAUGUCUUUCGUGUCGUUGUUGGGUUUCUACCUCCCUCCGGACUCCGGCGAGAAAGUGGGCCUCAACAUCACCAGUUUGCUUUCGAUCGUCUUCUUCCUCCUCCUCGGGGCACAGCUCCUACCCCCGACAUCGGAGUCGAUCUCGUACCUCGGCAAGCUGUUCUCCACCAUCAUCGUCAUUAUGUCGAUCGAGACUGCCAUGUCCGUGAUCAUCCUCCGCCUCUAUCACCUCCACCUCCCCUACCCUCCGCCGGCCUGGGCCCGCUGGCUGAUCCUCGACAAAGCCGCUAAGCUACUUCGUCUGAAGGGCUGGCACCACGAGUACAGCGCCAACGAUGAUGCCGCUCUCGAGGUCAACGAUUACGGCGCCCAUGACUUCAAAGCGAGUGAUCCUUUCGAGUUCGACAACCGUAAGUCGUCCAUGGAAUCGCGGGCGAUCGGGGAGAGUCUACUUCAUAAGCUCGAUAUGAACCCCGACGACGUUCCCGAGUCGAAACCCAAGGAGAAACAAUCAAGCCAGGACUCCGACUACGGCAGUGAGACUAACGAUGACAGCAUGGGGUCAUCGAUCAUGCGCAUUGGCAACUACAUCCGGAGACUGGUGAACAAUUCUCGGAAGAAAGAGGCACUGUCGGCCAUCCAGCAGCAAUGGAUAGAUAUGUGCCUCAUUCUCGAUCGCGUCCUACUCUUCCUCAUGAUGACAGCCUUGGCUCUGGGUUUAUUCAGCAUUCUCUCUAUCAUGUCAAACCCAGCAUCGCAAAAUCAGUUAUAGGCUAACAACCCAAAAUGGCGUCCCUGGCGUAUCCAGAAUGCUCUGGUAGGGGGUGCCCUACAUUUUGAUAAAGAAAAUAUAAUCAUACUGUUAGGUAGUUCUUUUUUUUAACAAUGUUUUAAUCACAAAUCUUGGACCAAAAAAAAGAAAAUUCAGUUUUUAGGCGCAUUCCGAGUUAUAUUUGAAAUUGCCAUCUGGGCACAAAUAGGGGCACAUCAUGUUUAUUAAAUGUAUAUUUAAAGGCCCACUGUCCUACUUGUAGCUACUUGCUCCCUCUAUAUAGAAAACUUCCCCAAU